AUGAUCGAUGGCUGGCUCUUGACAGUUGACACGACUGGACUGUGGUCGCUAGCAUCGGCCGAACCUUUUUCAGUGCCCUCGGAUGGAUUUGCAGAUAUGACAGUCGCGCACACAUACUCGGGGCUUUUCUGCGUGGUGGUGAACCCGUACAAGAAGCUACCCAUCUACACGGAGAAGAUCAUGGAGAGGUACAAGGGCAUCAAGCGGCAUGAAGUUCCUCCACACGUCUUCGCCAUCACAGACACAGCGUACCGCUCAAUGCUGCAAGAUCGGGAAGACCAGUCCAUUCUGUGUACUGGUGAAUCGGGCGCUGGCAAGACAGAGAACACGAAGAAAGUCAUUCAGUACCUGGCUUACGUCGCCGCGUCGAAGCCUAAAGGCUCAGGAGCGGGGCCGUCGCCACAGUUGAUCAUAGGCGAAUUGGAACAACAGUUGCUGCAGGCCAAUCCUAUUUUAGAAGCCUUCGGUAACGCUAAAACUGUUAAAAACGACAACUCAUCGAGAUUCGGUAAAUUCAUAAGGAUAAAUUUCGACGCAUCAGGCUUCAUAGCCGGCGCAAACAUCGAAACUUAUUUAUUAGAGAAAUCAAGAGCCAUUAGACAAGCGAAAGACGAAAGGACAUUCCACAUAUUCUACCAGCUACUGGCUGGCGCGACGCCGCAGCAGAAGGCGGAGUACAUUCUAGAAGAUCCAAAGAGCUAUCCGUUCUUAACAAAUGGCUCGUUGCCGGUACCUGGUAUCGAUGAUGCCGCAGAGUUUCAGGCAACCAUCAAGUCCAUGAACAUCAUGGGCAUGAACAUGGAAGACUUCAAUUCUAUCUUCAGGAUAGUUUCAGCGGUUCUACUAUUCGGUUCGAUGCAGUUCAAGCAGGAGAGGAAUUCGGAUCAGGCGACGUUACCUGAUAACACAGUAGCUCAGAAGAUCGCACAUUUGUUAGGUCUUUCAGUAACAGAAAUGACGAAAGCAUUGAUCAAACCGAGAAUAAAAGUAGGUCGCGACUUUGUUACCAAAGCCCAAACUAAGGAACAAGUAGAAUUCUCCGUAGAAGCUAUCGGGAAAGCAUGCUAUGAGCGCUUAUUUAGAUGGCUCGUAAACAGAAUCAACCGCUCUCUCGACAGGACUAAGAGGCAAGGGGCCUCCUUUAUCGGUAUCCUCGAUAUGGCUGGAUUCGAAAUCUUCGACUUGAAUUCCUUCGAACAGCUUUGCAUCAAUUACACAAAUGAAAAGUUGCAACAGCUGUUCAACCACACCAUGUUCAUUCUCGAGCAGGAAGAAUACCAGCGGGAAGGCAUCGAAUGGAAAUUCAUCGACUUCGGCUUGGACCUGCAGCCCACUAUCGACCUUAUCGACAAACCUAUGGGAAUCAUGGCACUCUUGGAUGAAGAGUGCUGGUUCCCCAAAGCAACGGAUAAGACGUUCGUAGAAAAGCUAGUCUCGGCUCAUUCAGUCCAUCCUAAGUUCAUGAAGACAGAUUUCCGCGGCAUCGCCGACUUUGCGAUCAUACAUUACGCUGGUAAAGUGGACUAUUCAGCAGAGAAGUGGUUGAUGAAGAACAUGGACCCUCUCAACGAAAACGUAGUGUCAUUACUGCAGUCCUCGCAAGAUCCAUUCGUGUGCCACAUAUGGAAGGACGCCGAGAUCGUAGGUAUGGCGCAGCAAGCGAUGACCGAUACCCAGUUCGGCGCGCGAACGAGAAAGGGUAUGUUCAGAACAGUUUCACAGUUGUACAAGGAGCAACUGACAAAACUGAUGGCCACACUCAGAAACACGAAUCCCAACUUCGUGAGAUGUAUAAUUCCUAACCACGAGAAAAAGGCGGGAAAGAUCGAAGCGCCCCUUGUAUUGGACCAGCUGCGUUGUAAUGGUGUACUCGAGGGUAUCAGGAUAUGCAGACAAGGCUUUCCCAAUAGGAUACCUUUCCAGGAGUUCAGGCAGCGGUACGAGUUGCUCACUCCCAAUAUCAUUCCGAAAGGUUUCAUGGACGGCAAGAAAGCUUGCGAGCAGAUGAUCGAGGCUUUGGAGCUCGACCACAACUUGUACAGAGUCGGGCAAUCGAAAAUCUUCUUCCGUGCCGGAGUACUCGCUCAUCUGGAAGAGGAGCGCGAUUACAAGAUCACGGAUCUGAUCGUCAACUUCCAGGCUUUCUGCCGCGGCUUCUUAGCGAGGAGAAACUACCAGAAACGGUUGCAGCAGCUCAACGCGAUCAGAAUCAUCCAGAGAAAUUGUGCUGCCUACUUGAAGUUGAGGAACUGGCAGUGGUGGAGGUUGUACAUUAAGGUGAAACCUCUGUUAGAAGUGACGAAACAGGAAGAGAAGUUGACGCAGAAAGAAGACGAGUUGCGACAGGUCCGCGAUCGGCUCGACGCGCAGGUGAAGCGCUGCCAGGAGUACGAGCACAAGUUCCAGCAGGCCAGCGCUGAGAAGACGCAGCUGGCUGAACAACUGCAGGCGGAAUUAGAAUUGUGCGCCGAAGCGGAAGAGAGUCGGGCUCGAGCGGCCGCUCGCAAGCAAGAGCUGGAGGAACUGCUGCAUGACCUGGAAGGAAGAAUUGAAGAGGAGGAAGAACGCUGCAACGCUCUGCAGCAGGACAAGAAGCGGCUGCAGAUCAACAUACAGGAUCUGGAAGAACAACUGGAAGAGGAAGAAGCGGCCCGACAGAAGCUGCAGCUGGAGCGCGUACAAUGCGACUCCAAGCUCAAGAAGCUGGAGGAAGACCUGGCGCUCAGCGAGGACACCAACCAGAAGCUGGUCAAAGAGAAAAAGAUCCUGGAGGAGCGAGCGAAUGAUCUGUCCCAAGCUUUGGCCGAAGAAGAGGAGAAGGCGAAACAUCUCAGCAAGCUCAAGGCUAAACAGGAAUCGGCCAUCGCUGAACUAGAAGAGAAACUACUCAAGGAUCACCAGUUACGCCAAGAAGCGGAUCGCGCCAAACGCAAACUGGAAACGGAACUACAGGAUGUACGCGAGCAACUGGCAGAGCGACGCGCUCAGUUAGACGAACUGCAUGUGGUGCUCGCCAAACGCGAAGAAGAGUUAGCCGCGGCUAUGAGUCGAGCGGACGAAGAAGGCGCCGCUCGUGCUUCCGCCUUAAAAUCCGCUCGCGAAGCAGCCGCCGCCUUAACUGAGGCUCAUGAGGAUCUGGAAGCGGAGCGCGCAGCCAGAACUAAAGCGGAGAAACUGAGGCGAGACCUCAACGAGGAACUGGAGGCGCUGAAGAGCGAACUGCUGGAUUCACUGGAUACUACUGCUGCUCAACAAGAGCUCCGUUCGAAGCGUGAACAAGAAGUGGCAGUAUUAAAGAGAAGUCUCGAAGAAGAAGCCGCUUCGCACGAAGCGACGCUCUCGGAACAACGGCACAAACACUCGCAAGAGUUGCAGCAACUCACCGAGCAACACGAGCAGAUCAAGAAGGCUAAAGCUGCGUUGGAGAAAGCCAAACAAGCGCUGGAAGCGGAGAAUGCUGACUUAGCGACCGAAUUGAAAAGCGCCGGCGCGGCCCGAGCCGAUGCCGAGAGGCGCAGGAAACAGGCCGACGCGCAGAUUCAAGAGCUGGUGUCUAAGUUGCAAGAGUUAGAACGAUCCAGAGCGGAGGUCCAAGAGAAAUGCGUUCGCUUACAAAGCGAGGCGGAACAAGCGCUGCAACAGCUCGAACAAGCGGAACUUAAAGCUUCUGCAGCCGUCAAGCAAGCUGCCACUAUUGGGGCUCAGCAUACUGAGGCACAGGCAUUGCUUGAAGAGGAGACGAAGCAGAAGCUAGCUUUGCAAACGAAGCUGCGCAACAUCGAGCAACAGCUUGAGCAGGCGCGGGAUCAGCUCGACGAAGACGACGAAGCUAAACGAAACCUCGAGAAACAGAUCGCAGCGUUGACUCAGCAAUGCGCUGAUGCUAAGAAGAAGGCGGAAGAGGAAGCGGAAGUAGCGGCAGCGCUGGAAGAGCAGCGGAAGAAGCUUACUAAAGACGUGGAGGCGCUGCAUCGACAGAUCGAUGAGCUGCAGCAGGCCAACGAUAAGCUUGACAAGAGUAAAAAGAAGAUCCAAGCAGAGUUGGAAGACACGAACAUUGAACUGGAAGCGCAACGUGCCAAAGUCAUGGAGCUCGAGAAGAAACAGAAGAGCUUCGAUAAGGUGGUGGCCGAAGAACGGGCGGUAGCGGAACGCUACGCGAAUGAGCGAGACGCGGCCGAGCGUGAGGCCAGAGACAAGGAGACCAGAGUGUUAUCACUCACUAGGGAACUGGAUCUGGCUGCUGAGAAGGUAUGAUUACAAUAUGAUUGGUAUUUAAAGUUUAUACAUUUCCAUUUUUUAUAGUCAAACUUUUAUUACAUCGCCACAUUUUUUAAUUGCAUUGUUACUGAAAAAUUCCGAUUAUGACAACAAGCAUCGGUGGUUGUAAGAAAGCUCGCUUGCUACGCGGACGGCCCGGGUUUGAUUCCAAGCCGAGCAAGGUUUUUUUUAAAUUAAUGAUUUUAAAAGUUUUCUUUGCAUCUUGAUUUCGUAAAACCACACCAACUUUUGACAUUGAUACAACAUAUUAAAGACAUGUUAAUAUGGGUACGUUUCUGCUGAAUAUGCUGUUUACCAAAGGCCGCCCGUACCGAGUACCUGCUGUAGUAUCUAAGAUUGAUCCUAAAUAAUUGUCGUAGAAUGUAUCACUAUUGUAUGUUUAAUUAUAUACACAUUUUUAUAUAUACAUAAUUAUUAUAUUCCCAUAAGAGACAGUAAUGAAUCGCUUUCGUAUAACUAUGUUACCGUUUAUUUAUUUAUUCAAUUUAAACAUGCAGGCUUACAGAAUAAUCCAACACGCCGGCAAGUCAUACAUACAAAAUAUUAACAAUCAUAGAAGGUAUUCAUUAAAUUCAAUAAAAUUAAGUAAAAGAGAUAAUCAAAUAAUAAUAAUUAUAACAACAAAAAUAAAACAGUAAUGCCAAUUAGUUAAAUAGUUAGGUAAUGUCAAAUAUCAAUGUCAAAUAGUACUUAAUAGAAACAAUAAUAAUAUAAUUAAAUCCGUAGGAAUAGACCUAUAUUAUGGAUUUAUCUAUGUUACUGCAACAUGUAUAUACUGUGACAAAUAUGAGUUCACCAUUGUAUUUAUUUGGUCGCUAAAACACGACCACUAUGGAUUUGCAUUUAACUUUUGCCGGCCGCAGCUCGCAUGUAUUUGGCCAGUAUAGCAUAAUAGAAAAAAACAUCAACGUCGAAUCAAAGUCAAAAUUUCGUUACUCAAAUAGGGUAUUUGACAGUAUUAA
Messenger RNA from Chilo suppressalis (striped riceborer), 5243 nucleotides. The record is from the annotation of a GenBank genome assembly. Lineage: Eukaryota; Metazoa; Arthropoda; Insecta; Lepidoptera; Crambidae.